AUGUCUGACUUCAUCCGCAGAGCAUCGGACGCCUUCCAUAAUCGUCAGCGUCAAGGCUCAACCGACUCAACAGACGCACCUACGUCCCCUAAUGCAGCAAAGCCGCCUCCCGAUCAAGAGGCAAUGCGUCAGCGGUCCGCGUCUAUUCAGUCUGACUCCCACGUUAAUGAGGCAUUUGCUGGCACAGCAACGAAUAAUGUUGACCAUCCGAAGUAUCGACGCCUUUGGGCCCGUGACCAACAAGGAAAAAGUCCCGAGACAAAGCAGCAACCCAGUGACCAGAAAAGAGACAAUUUCGACUGGAUUUUUGGCACGUAA
Molecule: messenger RNA, 318 nt
Organism: Penicillium antarcticum
Lineage: Eukaryota; Fungi; Ascomycota; Eurotiomycetes; Eurotiales; Aspergillaceae
Exons: 2
Coding region: 1-318 (105 amino acids)
Source: RefSeq, a predicted model, not a curated record